UCCAACAGCCAUUUUUGUAAAACACAAACAACAAGACGACCGAGCGAGACAGAAACAUUGCGACCGUUGCAGAUACGGGAAAAUAGAUAUUCAAUUAAACAUCGAAACUCACACAAGACAAGUGAUCAAAACGGAGACAUACCAGUUGAAACCACCGGUUACUGCGAAGCACGAACGUGCAGAAGGAGUGAGUUCUUUAAAGAAGACCCAACUCCGGAGAAAACAGUGGCUGGCUAGUUUAGCCUAGCUGGCCAGCAGCAGGUUUGCAGAAAAGGUGUGAGAAGUUGGGAGCUGAAGGCUUGCAUAUGUAAAAAUAAUUCAUAAAAAUACAGAAUAUAAAUAAAAGAGAUCAAGAUUAGAGAGGAGAGUUACCCAGCAAUAGUUAGUUACAGCAUUACAAACUGCCCUGAAAGUUUUUGUCCAACAGCAGUUGCUGUUUAUGCUGCCACAAAUUCUUAAUUGGUGUAUUUUUCCUCUGUAAAGUGUUUUCAAUUUGCUGAAUCUUUUUUAAAGAUCUAUAGUUACUGGCACAUUAGGGUGUGUGCCAUCUUUUGGAGCUCUUAUAUCUCGCUAGAUAUUCAUCAGCCUUUAUCUACCUAAAACUGGCAGCUAUAAUAAUAUUAAUACAGAGUUUAGAAUUACCAAGUCCACCUCAGCGCACAGAACCGCAGCAUUCCUGUCCCCCCGUUUAUCCUGCUCCUGUACAGUCCUGUUCUUUGGACGUGAACCCUUGAGCCCUCUGGACACACAGAAUAUGACUGCUGAGACACUUAACUUCGGUCCAGAAUGGCUCCGUGCACUAUCAAGAGGGGGGAGUGUGACGUCCCCUCCCGCUUCCCCUGCAAUGCCAAAGUCCAAGUUGGCCGACUACCGCUAUGGCCGCGAGGAGAUGUUAGCACUUUAUGUCAAAGAUAACAAGAUCCCUGAGGACAUGCAGGAUAAGGAGUUUGCUGCUAUCCUGCAGGAUGAGUCUCAGCAGCCAUUGGCCUUGGUUCCCCUGACUGAGGAGGAACAGAGAAACUUCUCGAUGUCUGUGAACAGUGUGGCUGUGCUAAGGCUUAUGGGUAAAGGAGGCGGCGCUGUACCAACAGGUGUAGCUAGAGGGCGUGGAAGCACUCGAGGAGGUCGAGGGAGAGGCAGAGGAGAAGGUGGAUUCUACCAAAGAAGUGUGGAUGAAGAGGUUGGGUUUGGCCGAGGACGAGAGAUGCACCGCAGCCAGAGCUGGGAUGACAGAGGUGAGCGGCGCUUCGAGAAGCCCUUGAGGCGUGAAGGUGGGCGUGGUGGAUUUGAGGAGGGCGGAGCAGUAAGCAGGAAGGACUAUACGCGCUCAGACAGCGAUAACUGGCGGACGCUCAGAGAGGAGGCGGAGGAAGAUGAUGGGACAGAUCCUGGGGGAAGCUGGAGGAUUGCCGGAUGUCGUCGUGAAGACGGGGGUCCUCGUUCCGCAGGUUGGCGGGAUCAUGCCAGUGGGGACGGCCGUCGUAGGAAGUUUGACUUUGACUUCCGAGAUGGAGAAGGUGGACGGAGAAGGGCUGGAAGUGAGGGAGGAGAGGAAGAUCGAGAUGGCCUGCCUGAAUGGUGCACUGAUGAAGAAGAGGGGGAGAUGGGAACCUUUGAUUCUUCUGGGGCCUUCAUGUGCAUCAAGAAAAACUCCAGAGAUGCAAUCCCCGAAGACCAGGAACUGGAAUUUGAGGCUCUGGAGGAGGAAGAGGAGAGUAGUCAGGAGAAGGCAGACAGCCCUGCUGAUAAACCUGAAGAGUGUGAGGCAACAGCUGUGUGGGAUGGCGACAGGAAGCCAUCAUCAUCAUCUCCUCAUGCUGUGUCUGCUCCUGCUCCUGUGCACCCUCCAGAGCAAGAGACUCCCAAACCCAUAGCUCCUCCUCCCUUCAAACCUGCACCCCAGCCAGCCAAAGAUGCAGCUUUAGUUGGCACCACACCUCAGAUGAAGAGCUCCUUUCCUCCCUCAAACACUGGUACUGACCGUCCAACAGUUGGCGGAGACACCGAGGAGGAAGAUGGCAUGAAGCACCUUCAGCAGGAGGCUGAGAAGAUGGUGGCGUCUCUGCAAGACACGUCCCUCGAAGAAGAAUGUUUCACUCAAGCUCUGCAGGAGAGCCACAUCAACGUGGCACACACUCACAAUCACCCGAAUUCCCACACACACUCUCACUCAACCCCGCACACUCUCCCGCACUCCGCUAGCGCUCUGCCCCUUUCCCACGAAUCCGCAAUGAAGUGGUUCUACAAAGACCCCCAAGGGGAGAUUCAAGGUCCAUUCACUACAGUGGAGAUGUGUGAGUGGUAUCAAGCGGGGUAUUUCGCCAUUAACCUGCUAGUCAAACGUGGCUGUGAUGAGGGAUUUCAGCCCUUGGGCGAGGUUAUCAAGAUGUGGGGACGUGUGCCUUUCUCUCCUGGCCCCUCCCCUCCUCCGCUUCUGGGGAACAUGGACCAGGAGCUGUUAAAGAAACAAUUAGAACAAGCUGCCACUGCAGCCCUGUACCAACAACUUCAGAUGAGAUUUCAGCACAUAAACCGGUGUGGGGAGACUGGGAUGCCUGCGAUGAACAGGUCCAUGUCAGUGCCAGAUACCGGGCCCUUGUGGGACAUGCCUACCUCAGUCUCUCAGCAGUCAGGCGGUGAGACCAGUCUGUGGGACUUAACCAUGAGUAGCUCCACUCAGGGUCCAACUCUUGAACAUUUGCAGAAAAUCCAGCAGGAGAGGCGUGAAGCUGAACUCAGGGUGAAGCGUGAAGAAGAGGAGAGGAAACGGAGGGAGGAAAAGCGCCGGCAGCAGGAGGAACAGAAGAGGAGAGAGGAGGAGGAUCUUUAUAGACGAAAACAGCAGUGCCGUCAGCAGCAGGAGUUGAUCAUGAAGUUUCUGCAGCAGAGCCAGCAGCAGAGCAUGUCAGGGGGUACAGGGUGGAGUGGAAGCCAGGCAGGAGCUCUCUCUCUAGGCAAAGCUUCAGGAAAGAGCAUGGGACUCCUGGAGUUGGAGGCAGAAAGAUUUCUAAAACAACAGCAGCAGCAGCAGAGAGCACAGCAAAGGCAUGGAGGCUUGACUAUGGGUCAGUGGAGUGAUGGGCCAGCUGGGAUGUGGUCAGGAUCUAGUAUGGAAGGGAAGGUUGGAGGUGGAAACCCUGCUAUGGGCAUGUGGGAUGAGGCCAUGAAGAACCAGGCCAGCCAUCGCAACAUUGGCCUAAAGAACAGCCGCAGCAGUCCCUCUCUCGGUGAUCAGUACUUGCUGAAUCGGCGUAAGCGUACUGAUGACGAGGAAAGGCUUCUGAAGCUUCUUCAAGGGAUGAAACCUCAGGACGGUUUCACCACUUGGUGUGAACAGAUGCUUCAUGCUCUCAACAGUUCUGCAAAUAACUCCUCUUCACUAGAUGUGCCCACCAUUGUGGCGUAUCUGAAGGAAGUAGAGUCUCCGUAUGAAGUUAAUGACUUUAUCCGCAUUUAUCUCGGCGAUACCAUUGAAGCCAAAGAGUUUGCCAAGCAGUUCCUGGAGCGCCGUGCCAAACAGAAAGCAAACCACCAGAGACAACAGCAGCAGCUAUCCAAGGAAGUCUCUGGAUUGAACAUGAACUUCCCCCUGCAGUCAAUGUUCCAGGCAGCUCACAUGAGCAAGGGCAGCAGUGUGUUUGACACUCAGGGAGGAAAAGCAAAGAAAAAGCCUAGCAUGAUGCUCCACACUGACCCCAGUAUCCUCGGCUACUCAUUCCUGGGGGGAGGUGAGCUGGAGCAGGUGGAGGAUUACUGACCCAACCCGUCUACUUGAGUUUACCUGAGGCCUUAAACCUGGAGCAAAUCAGCAGAGGAAUGUGCACUGCUCAGUGAGGGAAGGGGUGGGGCAAUAUUUGUUCACGCCCCCUCUCUUUCUCCCUCCUUCUCUCACUCUGCACUGUGAGAGGAGCAGAAGGAGGUUCGUGUGAAGAGGAGUUCUUCUUCCGCAUCCCUUCAGUAAAGCACCUUACCUAAACCAUUGCACUUUAAUGUUUUCAUAUUUGAAAUGGAGUUUUUGUCCUUUUUUUACAAUGCAAAAUGUGUGAAUAUAUUGUUGCAUAUAUUAUGUGUUGAAUAUUUGUAUGAGUACACAUACGAGAGGUAGGAACGGAGUGGGUUCCGCCGUAUCGAACACGGAGGUUGAGAAACGUUCUUUGGGGAGAUUAGUCGAGCGUCUCUCCUAACAGACAAACACUGUUGUAUUUUUUAUGUUCUUGGUAAAGCUAUAGAAAUAUGAAUUUGAAAACUUGAAGAUUUGCACUUGUUUAACAAAAAAAAACAAAAAAGAUAAAAAAACAAAAAACGUAGGAUAGGUUAUGAGGAUUUCUGUGUGUGCGUAAGAGAUGAAGUCUGCACAAAUUUUAUUGCUUACCUGUAUAAAACAAAUGCCAUGCUUUUAUUUUGUUCAACACAAUUUUUGUAUUUCAUUGAGCGUGUGUGCUAAAGUGUGUGUGUGAAUGGGCAGAAGAAGUUAGUGUUUGUACAUAGGCUCUUAAAGAGACCGAUAGGACAGUCAAGCAUUGCGUUUUUACCCUUCAGUGUUUCAAAGCGUGACUGAGGUGCUGUUUGGCCCGUUUGCCUCUGUUCUAAGAGGGCAACCGGGGUUUGUUUUGUGUUUAAAUGUAGCUCCUCUGUUGUCUGUCCACAAAAUACACUUACAUUUCAUCUCUUCCCCUAUCACUCAUUCUCUGUCCACGAUGUGAACUAUUGCCUUCUGUCCAGAAAGCGUGUGUGUGGAUUCUGUUGGCUGGUGUUCUGAGACAGUCAUGAGGGCGCUGUGAUCCUGUAUGUCAGUUGUUACUUUUUCUUUGCUGUUGAAAAAGGAUGAAUGAAUUAUUUUUUUAUUGUUCUAUACAAAGUAUUCAAACUUUAUCAGUUGGAGCACUUUCUAGGCUGCUACCUUGUAUUUUUGAAUAAUGUUUUUAUUUGUUAGGUUUUUUUUGUUAGUUUUUUUGCGUCAUGAGGAUGUUGUAUUAUGAAUGAAUGUAUUCCAAAAGAAACUAUGUAUAACAGCGUGUCUAUAACAAGGCUUGAGUGUCUCGAGCGAAAUGGGACACGCCUCACCAUUCGGAAUAUGCCUGUUAUCUGAGCGCAUGGCCCUCACUGAGCUUACGGUCUCCGGCUGGUGCUCUUCCAGAACUUUCACGUCACCCGGAGAUUGAGUUUGUCUCCCAACAUCUUGAUGGAACUGUUGUUUUUCCAUCUUGUUACUUGCGCUCUCGAUACAGGGCCAUUGAGAGCCAAGGAUCCACAGUGUGUAGCAGUAUUUUCUUUUUUUUUACUUUGAAAGACAUCUAUUUCCCCCAAUACAUUGGUUUUGGGAUCGAAAUAUGUGACGUUUUGCAUCAAAUGUUCAUUCACCUGGAUAGGAAGAGACUGAGGAUCAGAACGAAGGGACAUCGUGGUACUUGAUCUGUAGAAAAGAAAAGAUUCCUGCUUUAAACGUAUUUCACUCUUUAUUCUGACUGGAAUAUAUUUUUGUAAAAAAAAGUCAAAGACUAAAAACAAGCACGGAGAGGAUAUCAGCACUAUCUCAAAUGCCAUCCUGGAGUGUGGAAAAGAGUGGCAACCAGCUGCAUUUAGUGCUACACACGGAGAGACAGAGGGAGUACGUGUGGAUCUUUUUCAUCCACACCAAAGCGAUGGAGUUUUCUGCAUCCUUUGUGCUGCAAUCCCCACUGCUCUCUUGCAACACUAUCAAAUGAAGGAGAGUCCUAUAGCAUUUGAAAAAAAGUGUUCAUUUUGAAUGUUUGAUUUGAAAAACCCUUUAUGCCUUUUUGAGAAGAUUACUGUGUGGAGAAACCGCAGAUUCUCACGUCUAUCAAUCAUUUCUUCAAAAACUCCCUUCCCUGCUGAGGGUUGAGGAGUCUAGAUGUGAUGAAUGUUUGGAGAGGAGGAGAUGGACGGACACAAACUCCCCUCGUUUUUUCACUUGAACUAAACCUCAAGGACACAGACCUGUCAUGAUUGUCUGUUAUACAAUGAGAAAUUGGGACUAUUACAGAAAUUGUUGACAUGAAAGGAGUUCAUGGAUGUAAGUUGAAACAACCGAACUGCAGCGAAGCAGUUCUUCAAGGAUGGACGUAACCCUGCUUGGACCGUCACAUGCACCAGAACAUAUCUUCUGAUGUCGUCAAACUGGAUUGAGCAAGAGACCACCACUUUCUCUUCUCUUGUUUUUCGCUUCCUCUCUCUUUCAAGAAAGAGACGUAAAAUGGGAGCCACAGACAGACUAGGUGCGUGGAGAGACUUUGUAUGUGUCUGUAGAAAGACGCUCUUACAUUCUCCCGUCUUGCUCGCGAGAGAUGUGGACUGGGUGCGCUGUAAAUAAUGUAAAUGAUUUUGGUCCUGGUUUGAGUUCUGUCCAUCUUAGGCCAUCAUUUUGGGUGUUUCACAUGCCUUAAUUGUACAAAAUAGAACUGCCCUGCUUGAAAUUUAAUGUAACGCUUAUUAGAAUAACAGCACAGGCUGUAUGUACACCAUUCGGUCAUCUAAAGGAGUCGGAGCCUGGCUGAGGAUGUUUCCCCUACAUUGACUUUACUCAUCAUACCAGGCUGUGGGAUGUUUCCACAGUGUUUCUAUGUAUUGUUGGUAUGUUAAUGUUCAAGUAAUUAACUGCAACUAUUGACAUGUAUAGAUAAAGGUUGAUGAUGAAUAUUGGCACAUACUGAAUAUAAAAAAAGAAUUGUAAAAGUUAAAAAAAGAGGUUUGCCUUCCUCUAUCAAUUCAUCAUUUAAUUUUUUUGAGUUUUAAAUAAGGUGAGUAUGUACAGAAUAUGGGGCUUAGGUUUUCUUUGAAAAGAUCAAAAUAUGUUAAAUCGAAAAUAAAAAAAAUGUAAAUAUUGA
Molecule: messenger RNA, 6845 nt
Organism: Pimephales promelas (fathead minnow)
Lineage: Eukaryota; Metazoa; Chordata; Actinopteri; Cypriniformes; Leuciscidae
Gene: gigyf1b
Product: GRB10 interacting GYF protein 1b
Biological process (GO): insulin-like growth factor receptor signaling pathway
Cellular component (GO): cytosol
Molecular function (GO): protein binding
Source: RefSeq, a predicted model, not a curated record